Messenger RNA from Coturnix japonica (Japanese quail), 2945 nucleotides. The record is from RefSeq and is a predicted model, not a curated record. Lineage: Eukaryota; Metazoa; Chordata; Aves; Galliformes; Phasianidae.
GCAGGUUGUCUUAUGGGAGGGGGCUCUCUGCCUUCUCUGUGUACUGGGUGGGGGGACACUUUUGAGUUUUAGCCCAUGAGAACCCAGUGACAGCACCAAGUUGUGUCGGGAGAGGUGUGGGAUGGAUAUCAGGAAGAAUUUCUUAAGCGUUGGACUGGGCUGCCCAGGGAAGUCAGGGGAAUACCAUCCCUGGAGAUACUUAAGAGAUGUGUGGAUGUGGAAUUUAGGGAUGUAUUUAGUGGUGAACUUGGUAAUGUCAGGCUGAUGGCUGGAGAUGAUGAUCUUAAGGGUCUUUUCCAAUCUAAGUGAUUCUGUAGUUGUAAAUGUCUGUAGAUGCCAUCCUAUGAAGUGCUGUGGCCCCAGAAGCAAAAAGUGCUAGAGUGAGGGAAUUUCCCAAAAAGUCCCACUGGUCCUCAUAGUCAUGGGAUGCCCUUCCCUACUGCAAAAGGGUACUUUUCUUUCCUUUACCAGAGGAAAAGAAGGGGCUGGUGGCACGGUGUUCCUGCUUGCAGUGCUGUUCAGAGUCCUAGAGUUCAAAGCAUGCAACAAACCUCUCCAAAUCUGGGUCUUGUGGGGUGUAUUUGGGCAGGUGAACAGCAGAUUUUCCUGUUCCUGCUCCCGGGCUGUUGGUUUGCUUCUUUUCCUCCUGCAGAUCUGCAAGUGUUCAGGAGAAAAAGGUAUUUUUAAAUGCAGAUGGGCUGUUGCAUCAUCCCAUGACCUCAGUAGCAGUGAACUGCUUGGACCGACAUGUCCAUGUAGCCCCAGACAAAGUGGCCUUAAUCUGGGAGAAGGAUGAACCAGGAGAGGAGGUGCGGGUCACAUACAGGGAGCUGCUGGAGCUGACGUGCCGCCUGAGCAACACCCUGAAACGGCUGGGGGUGAAACGAGGUGACAGGGUGACAAUCUACAUGCCCCCGUGCCCACUGGCAGUGGCCAGCAUGCUGGCCUGUGCCCGAAUAGGGGCUGUACACGCCGUUGUGUUUGCUGGGUUCAGUGCGGAGUCCCUGGCAGACAGGAUUCGGGACGCUCAGUCAGAGACGGUGAUCACAGUGAACCAGGGGCUGAGAGGUGGCAAGGUUGUGGAGCUGAAGAAAACAGUGGACCAGGCUGUGAAGCAGUGUCCAGGAGUGAAACGUGUCCUUGUGUCCAUGAGGACGGACACCCAGCUCCCCAUGACAGCCCUGGAUGUUCUGCUGGAGGAGGAGAUGAUGAAGGAGGAUGCGUACUGUGAGCCUGUUGCCAUGGACAGCGAAGACAUGUUGUUCCUUCUCUACACAUCUGGCAGUACAGGCAAGCCCAAGGGCCUGGUUCAUUCCCAGGCUGGCUACCUCCUGUUUGCUGCUCUCACACACAAGUAUGUGUUUGACUAUCAGGACAGAGAUGUCUUUGGCUGUGUGGCUGACAUUGGCUGGAUCACAGGGCACAGUUAUGUUGUCUACGGUCCACUAUGCAAUGGUGGCACCACAGUCCUUUUUGAGAGCACUCCUGUCCAUCCCAACCCUGGACGCUACUGGGAAACAGUAGAGAGGUUAAAAAUUAAUCAGUUUUAUGGGGCACCAACUGCCAUUCGCCUGCUCCUGAGAUAUGGUGAUGAAUGGGUGAAGAAAUAUGACCGCUCCUCUCUCAAGGUUCUUGGCUCAGUGGGUGAACCCAUCAACAAGGAGGCAUGGGAGUGGUACUUCCGUGUGGUGGGUGAGACACGGUGCCCUGUUGUGGACACGUGGUGGCAAACAGAAACAGGAGGCAUCUGUAUCUCACCCCGUCCUUCUAACCCUGGAGAUGAGAUCCUCCCAGGCAUGGCCAUGAGACCUUUUUUUGGCAUCAGCCCCUCUGUACUGGAUGAUAAGGGAAACGUCCUUUUGGGAAAUAAUGUCUCUGGAGCCCUUUGCAUCUCACAAGCCUGGCCAGGUAUGGCACGAACCAUUUAUAAGGACCAUAAGAGGUUUGUGGAAACCUAUCUGGCUCCUUAUCCAGGGUUCUUCUUCACCGGGGAUGGUGUGUAUCGCACUAGUGAAGGCUAUUACCAGCUGACAGGACGGCUGGAUGACAUCAUUAACAUCAGUGGGCACCGGCUGGGCACUGCAGAGGUGGAGGAUGUUGUGAACCACCAUGCGGCAGUGGCAGAGUCUGCUGUGAUUGGUUAUCCACAUGAGAUUAAGGGAGAAGGAGCCUACGUGUUCAUUGUGCUGAAGAAGGACAGCAAGUACGUGGAGGAAACUCUUGCUGCUGAGCUACGGGAGCUGAUCUCCAAGAAGAUCGCUAAGUAUGCGGUUCCAGAAUACAUUCAGGUCACACGCCGGCUACCCAAGACACGCUCUGGGAAGAUUAUGCGGCGGGUGCUAAGGAAGAUUGUUGAGAACAAAGCCAGUGAGCUUGGGGACCUAACCACCCUAGAUGACCACGAAGCUGUGCAGCAGAUCAUAGAGGGACACAAGCACCUUGUGGAGGGGCAGAAGAGCUGCUAGUGUGUCUCAUCCAGCAGCCAUCUCUGGCUCCUUCACUACAGAACCAGGGUCAGGUCCAGAAAUGUCACUGAGCAGCUGUUGCCCAGUAAGUGCUCAGACUAUACCUCCAGUGCAGUCUGAGAGACCCUCAAGAGCUCUGCCUCCAUAGGCACAAAGGAGACAGGGGAGAGAACAGGCAGAACAGUAAGGGGGGAGCUCUGUUUGCUCCUUAAGAACAAUGACCAAAAUCCUUGGGGUUCCUUGUGCCUUGUAGUAGCUUUGCAGAAAGCAACUGACCAGCCAUGGGUAGGUGUAUUAUUCCUAUUCCUGCUUUACGCUUUAUCACUUGUCUAGUCCAAGAUACAUAAACAACUCCUCCAAAGCAAAGAGUAAAAGGAAAAAGAGGCAGAAACCUGGUUAACGCAUACUGGUUCUUCUCCAGAAACAUCUUUGGAUAGCCAACCCCAGAUUUUAAUACAAAAAUGUUUAUUUGAUCUGUUA